AUGUUUCGAGGUGUUGAGCGACCUGUUAGUUACAAUCGCCGUGCCAGAGAGUGGAUUAAUAAGAUGUUAUUUCUCUGGGCACGAGAACCAACGCCAAGUCCCAAGGGUAGUGUCUGGUUGACUUGGCUGACAACUGCUGCAUUUUUUUGGACAUGUAGACGUCCGAUUUUUCGAGCUAUACGUGGUGUCGUGUCACCGCUACGUAUUAUUGGUAGUCACGCUCCCUCACGGGUUCGUUCAAUCAACCGUGGAAAGAGACGAGAAAUAGCUGGAGUUGUCCCCGAUCGACAGAGCUUAAUUUUGCAUCCAAAGCUGCCAGUGGUAUCAGUGACGGGUAUCAGGACAAAAGUAAAGCGGCUGGGAACUGGAGACGGGCCUCACUUAACUCCUUGUGCCAACGUUAAUAAAAUUUCACAUAAAAUUCAGUACAGAGUCACCAGAAGUGGUCGAGUCUACGGAACCUACGUACCCCAUUAA
This is a messenger RNA of Cotesia congregata, 477 nucleotides long. Lineage: Eukaryota; Metazoa; Arthropoda; Insecta; Hymenoptera; Braconidae. The record is from the annotation of a GenBank genome assembly.